AAUGUUUGCGAGGCAUUUUGGCGCAGUGAAGGACGAACAUCGCCUAUAAAUAAAUAUAAAACAGCGAGGAGAAACGAAGUAGAGGAAGAGCGGCGAUACCUGAAGGGCCUCCGUAAUAGACAUAUAUGUGCGCGAGGAGAAUGGUGAUGGUGAAGGAGGAGAUGCGAAGGGGACCGUGGACGGAGCAGGAGGACCUGCAACUGGCAUGGUUUGCGGCCUUGUUCGGUGAACGUCGUUGGGAUUUCAUAGCCAAAGUCUCAGGUCUCAACAGAACGGGAAAGAGUUGCAGGAUGCGGUGGGUUAAUUACCUGCACCCCAGUCUCAAACACGGCCGCAUGACCCCCCAAGAAGAGUGCCUCAUUCUCGAGCUCCAUUCUCGCUGGGGAAACAGGUGGUCUCGAAUCGCACGUAAGCUUCCCGGCCGCACGGAUAACGAGAUCAAGAACUACUGGAGGACUCACAUGAGGAAGAGGGCACAAGAAGAGAAGAGAAGCUUCUCGCCUUCGAGGACGACGACGUCGACGUCGCCUGCUGAUGAUUUCCCGAUUGGAAGUGAACCGCGAGCGGAGGCUGCGGCGGGUUGUCAGCUCAGCAGCAGCUGCAUGAGUCUGGGGCUCGAUGAGGACAGCCAGGGUGCGGAUUGGUGCUCCAUGGAUCAGGCGUGGAACGAGAUGGCCAUGCCUGAAGCAAUCGAUGGACGAAGUUUCGAGGAUUGCAGGGAGAGUACUACUACUGCAUGGCCCUCGUCGAUGCCGUCUCCUCCUAUGUGGGAAUGCUGCACUGCCUCGCUGUGGAAGACGGAUGAGGAGGAGGAGGAGGAGCUCAACGGUGCAGCAUUUGGUUUAUGACUACCAUCACACGAGGUUUAACCAUGGAUCGGAUCCAUAUUUUUCUUAAUCUGUUCUCCGAGACACAUCACAGUAGUAGUAGUAGUAGAAUAAGAAGAUAAUAGACGAUCGCAGCCUCCAUCGGAUGGAAUUGUACUGUAGGAUAGUGCGAAGGCCCCCCCCUCAAUGCCAUAAUCCAUAAAAGGAUUGGAAUUCCAGAUUCUA
Musa acuminata AAA Group (dessert banana) is the source of this 1052-nucleotide messenger RNA. RefSeq names its product myb-related protein MYBAS1-like. Gene Ontology annotation, biological process: regulation of DNA-templated transcription. Lineage: Eukaryota; Viridiplantae; Streptophyta; Magnoliopsida; Zingiberales; Musaceae. Bases 126 to 848 code for a protein of 240 amino acids. The record is from RefSeq and is a predicted model, not a curated record. The transcript is spliced from 3 exons. Gene Ontology annotation, molecular function: DNA-binding transcription factor activity; sequence-specific DNA binding. Gene Ontology annotation, cellular component: nucleus.